AUGGGGACCAUUAACAUUGAGAAUUUGAUUAACACCGACCGGUUUUUAACCUGGCUCCAGUCACCAUCCUGCGCGCGUUGUACGCUACCGUACUCGAACAAUGGACCGGAGGAUCUGGUGCAGAGGCUUCCGUUGCUGCUCAGCUGCAAUCACGUGCUGUGUGGCCCUUGUGUCCGCGAGUUCUACGGCCGUGACACCAUACACUGCGAACAGUGCCAACGUGAGACAUCGCUGCCGAAGGAUUGUGGUAAUCCUACCUCGUUCCUGAAUCCUAGCUACUAUCUACUCGGUAGCAUCAGGCAAGCGCAGUACGAGCUGGAGAAUCUGGAAUCUUACCGUGACACACAACGGGUCUCCUCUACAGCAGAGCGUCAGGAAACUUCCCGAGAAACGGUGUCGCCCGGCGCUGAGUUACUCGUUUCCCAGCUAGACAGCGUAAAACAAGUUCAGGCGCUUCUAGGAGAUGCGUACCAUUCGUACGAACGUUCCAAACACCAACUAGAAAAGUGUGACCGCGAGCAACAGAUCAACGUUGGCUCGGUCAUCGGGAAAGUCAAUGACCACUUUCUGCAACUGCACAACACAUUACAACAGCAACAGCUCGGGGUGCUACAGAGAAUUCGCAACAAGUAUGCCAAGAUUCGGCGCCAGCAGGAGGACGACCAGUCUCAGCUUCAGUCGGUGCACGGUCAACUCACCAAGUUUAUGCAAACGAUAAAAUGCACCGACCUGAGUUCAACUAUUCGACCAAAGCGGAACGGAGCCAGCAACAUGCUCCGGGUGCUCGUGACGCACAUCGUAUCCCCGCACCAGCUGUACGUGCAGAAUGAAUUGUUUGCGAAAACUGCACCCGCCCUGGCAGAACUGUGUAAUUUUGAUGCCCAGAAAUAUCACGUUGCAUCUGAGUGUCACAGCCAGCUUACGAUCACGGAGGGAUCCUUGUAUCUCGUGCGACCCGUCGUCGAGUCUUCGUUUUCCUGGCCCGCCAAGUGGUACAGAGCGCGAGUGACCCGCAAAUAUCCACCGAACCAGUACCUCGUCCAGUACGUCGACUUCGGGCAUCUGGAAAAGGUGCGCGAGGAUCAGAUUCGGCCGAUUUCACCCGAACUCAAUGGGUUCGUUUUCGGUGCGCAGAGAGUUUCACUGUACGAUGUGACACCCAAGGUGCGUGGGUCGGGAACCAACGACGAAUGGGCAGAGGAGUGCCGUCAGCUGAUGAUCGAUUUCAUCAGCAAUCGACAAAUGGCGAUGGUCGAACUGACGAAGGAAAUGAACGGUACGCACAUGGUAGAUCUGUUGCAUCUCCCAAAAGGUAUUCGCAUUCCGGUACAAUCACUGCGCGAAGCGCUGAUCUAUUUCGAUCUGUGCCAGACGGUUUCCGGUGAUCGACAACAGUUGAGAACGGUGCAUCGGCUUAACCGCUGGUUGCAGAAGUGUAGGAGCAACCAUAGGGGCGCUAUAACGUCGGCACACAAGCUCGCCCAACACGACAGCUUUCCGUGCACGAUCCGGCACAGUACGGCACCGGACAAUUUCCAGCUGAUGCCCACCAAAUGGGGCGUAAACAUUCUGGAACCGAUACAACAGGAGCUCGAUCAGUGCGCCUCGGAGCGCGCCAAAGUGUACGCUCCUUACGUAGGACAGUUUUGUGCCUUCACCGAUCAACGUGAAACACAAGGCGGUGGCACAGUGCACUGGAUGCGUGGUCAGGUCACGCACGUUGGUGUCCGCCAGUGUGAGUUGUUGGCGAUAGACAGUGGCAAACUGUAUGCAAACAUCGCUUGGGAUAACAUCCGGUUGAUGGACGCAGAAUCCUGGAAGCUAUGGGAGCCUUCCGUGGUCGUCAACUGUCAACUAGCGUACAUUCGCCCGAAGUCGGCGAACAACGACAAAGACGACAGCUGGUCUUGUGAGGCGAUACAAGAGUUUAAUCAGAUUCUCGCAAGUCGCACGAUGCACUUCGAAGUGACGAUCGAGACAAAGUCCGAGGAUAACGUUCCCUACGGCGUACUGCUUUACCUGCUCAACCGGAAGACACGCGACACGUGUGUCAAUGGCCUGCUGGUCCAGAACGGGUACGCCGAAUGUCUCAGCCAGGGCAGAGAUCUGAUCGCCGAUCGUGUCAAAGAAAUAAUUGCCGAAUCGGAAAGCACACAAGAGAAAAAGAUGCCGGGGCGAAAGGCAUGUGGCUUAAAGCCAUCGCAUACCCUCAGCGAUCCGCGCGUUCCAGUUAAAAUUCUGUGUGUCCAGUCACCAGCCGAAUUUUACGUCCAGCGCAAGUCAUGCAUAGUCGGCAUGGACCAGCUACACAACGAGAUCCAAGAGUAUAUGGACGAUCGUAUCGAAGAGGAGGAAGCAGAGGCGGAUCAGGAACUGCGGGCGAUCGGUGACGUUUGCGUAGCGUUCACUCGUGCGCCACGGAGUACUUCCUGUGAGUGGUACCGUGCGCAGGUCAUCGCCACUCUCGAAGGUGACGACAGCCAGUACGAGAUGUUCCUGAUCGAUCAGGCCAUCAGCGUGCAGGUUCAUCGUGCCAAUAUAGCACGCCUUCCGCUACGCUUCGCCCAAAUACAGCCUGCUGCAAUCCGAUGCAAGCUGGCCAACGUGAAGCCGGUCGGUGGCAGCGAUCAGUGGCACCAAUCGUCGAUCGAUAACUUCAAAAGUGUCGCUUCCUCGUUUCCCUCACAUGCCGUGUUGCUCGAGCGCAACCACGAGACCACCCGGGAACUCCCGGUGGUGCUGUGGGGCGUCCGAGUGGAGGAAACGGGUGCCCUGACUCCGCGGCGUACCGUUUACACCAACCUCAAUCUGUCGCUAGUGGAUAGCGGGUAUGCGCAUCGGAUUGCGCCAUUUGAGUCGCUCGGUGGCAGCGAACUCGCUAGCCCACGAACUGCCGAGGAUGAAGUGCAAACGUUUGAGAAAGCGGUCACCAGUCAGUUUGAAACGGAGUACAUACAAUUGCAGCAGUUUUUUCGAGUCAUCGACGACGCCACCAGCCAAACGGCGUCGUCUUCAAAACAUGUGAAGUCAACCGGCCGGGACGACGUGGAGUGGGAAGAAACGAUGCGAUCACUGAUCGACCGGCAGGUGUUGGAGAUCGCCGAUUGGCCCGACGCACUGCCAGUCGAAAAGUCCAUCUUUGUCGGUACUCCGACGCACGUAGGAACGGAUGGAACGAUCUACUUGCAGGACGAGUCCUACCAAUCGGUGGUCACGCAAAUGAAAACCGAAAUUCAGCACUACGUAACCACAACGGCCGAGAUGGGCGACGGGCGUAUCAAAAGCCGACUGCUUGCCGUCGGCGACGUGUGUCUCGCACGCUUCUAUUUGGACCAAAACUACUACCGUGCCCGGGUGACGGCGGUUGGGAAGAACAGGACUUACAGUGUGCAGUUUGUUGAUUAUGGCAACAUAGAACAGUGCACGAUCGAUGAUCUGCGCUGCGACACGAUCUGCUGCCAGAUGCCGGUACUAGUGAAUUGCUUCCGCCUGCAUGAGCUGGAACCACGCGAAAGUGUAGCCGGUGGUCAAUGGUCCGAGGCAGCAUUGGAUGCGCUGCACUCGCUGAUCGUGAUGAAACGGUGCACGGUGCGUGUUAUCGGCAAACGGUCACGGGCCGAUCCAGAUCCACUUUGUAGGCUGCAAAUCAUCGAUGCCAAUGUGGACGUCGCCGAGGUUCUCUGCGGCUUGCAACUGUUUGUCCGGGGCGAAGACAAGAGGCAGAAGAAGAAGCGUGACAGUCAGCCAAUCGAACAGUGCAUUGAUGCGCCCUCCGUUGCGUCGUUCCGCAGUAUCAUGGAUAUAAUGAAUGAAAUAGUGUGCGACGACGAAGGUAUCGAAGGCACAGAUGACCCGUAUGCUUACGACGGUGUUAACGAUGAUAACGCGAGUAACAGUGACCGGGCGACUCAUUCCUCGGACGAUUCCUUGUGGGAUCCUAUCGAUAGGGCUGCGCGCGACUUCGGUGAACCGCCGAUGGUCGAUACUCCGCUUCCUUCGCCGGCAUCGUUUAACUCGAACGAGUUUGAAACCUCGUCCUUGCGGUCGUCGAUGGAGCGCAUGUUGGGGGAGUCGAUCCAUCGGAAGUCGGGUGGAUGCGGCGCUUUCACCGGGUUUCCGAUACUUCAGUUCGAUCAGUAUCAGCGAGGGUUCUAUGCCGCGUACACCAACUACACCGAUCCACUGACCCUUCACGUGUAUCCCCAAAUCGAGGGUCACACCUUUCGAAUGGGUCAAAUGGCGCAGGCCAUCCAGACGUAUGCCACGUCAGGCAACAAGUUCCACAAGUGGCAAGCGUCACUGCUUGAACCGCAAGCCCCCUGUCUGGCCCUGUUUGCUGAGGACGGGCAAUUCUAUCGGGCCGUGGUCGAGGGGUGCGACCACGAGACGCGAGAAGCCCGCGUCCUAUUCGUCGACUACCUGAACCGUGCUACGGUUCCGAUCGAUACGGGCAUCCGCAAGUGUCCGACGGUGAUGCAAAGCAUUCCGCUGCACAAUGUUACCGUACGAUUGGCGGGCGUUCGACCCAACCCACGCAACCGAGAGGACGACGUGGCGUGCCAGCUGGUUAUGCGCCUGCAGAAAUCGUUCUACGUUCGCCUCCUGCACCAAACCUACCAGAGGACAGAUGGGGGCGUACCGAUACCGCUGGUGGAGCUGUACACCAGCGAGGACUUCCGCACGCUCGUUUACCAACCGCUGAUUGACGAGAAAUUCUUCCUGGCAGAUCCCCUCGGCACAACCAAAUGAUGCACGGCUAAUGUACGUCGACGUCUGCCCAAAUUUCCUCUGCUCUAUACCGACAGGUGAAUUGAAUACCUGGGGAGAAGAAUUGAUUU
This is a messenger RNA of Anopheles bellator, 4838 nucleotides long. RefSeq names its product RING finger protein 17 (gene qin). NCBI's taxonomy places the organism in Eukaryota, Metazoa, Arthropoda, Insecta, Diptera, Culicidae. The transcript is spliced from 3 exons. The coding region runs from base 1 to 4749 and encodes 1582 amino acids. The record is from RefSeq and is a predicted model, not a curated record.